Messenger RNA from Echinostoma caproni, 474 nucleotides. The record is from the annotation of a GenBank genome assembly. Lineage: Eukaryota; Metazoa; Platyhelminthes; Trematoda; Plagiorchiida; Echinostomatidae.
AUGGUACGAGGAGAGCCACACGAACUCGGUCCUCGACUGUGUUUACGUUUACUCCAAAGCCUUUUCAGCCUCAACUACUUGGUUACGCACAACUAUAAUGGAUCUGGCGGCAAGGCUCCAAUUGACCCGACUGUGAUGGGAGCAGUACUGCGUCAGGCCCAAAUUCAAUUUGGCUCCGGUUAUUUCUUCACCGAACCCAUGGCUUUGGGUAAAUUACGUGACUAUUUGAACAAUGCUUUCCGUGUAAUGGCAUUCAGACAGCGGAAAGGUGAACGCGUCCGAUCACCGUUUUGGAAUGAUCAAGGAGAACCGGUGCAUGGACUUGAAGCACCGGUGGAAUUUGCGGAUACCUCUGACGUUAUUGUCCUCACGCCGAAUGCAGAAAUUAGCGGUACAGACAUGUUACGACUAAACGACCGCACAAACAGUCCUGAGAUAGAAGCGACGAAGUCGCACGAAAGCGGCAGCUUGUGA